GUUAAGUUUAAGGAGUGGAAAAGAGUGCCAGUGGGACAUGUUUUUGUUAUAUACUCUUCUCUUCUCUCUCACUGACUGCUGCUACUGCUACUUGUUACAAAAGAGCGGGCUUCUCAAAAAACAGCUAUUGUUUCUGAACCCUCAAGACUUUGUUUGUUCUUUCCCUAUCUCUCUGAAACUCAAAAAACAGAGAAGCAAGAUUGAUUGGUUGAUUGGAGGCAAAACACACAAUCUAUGAAACUGUGUAUUAGUUUGGCAUCCUUAGGGUCUGUUACUGUAAAAUGUAAAUGAUGAGCGUGCUUGGGAAUUGAUAUCUUCAUUAAUUGGAAUCAUAUCACUAUAGGCAUGGAUAUUCAAGAAGAUAGCUCCAUGUUUGGGUCUUCGACAGCCAUGACCAAAAGGAAUGCGUCUUCAUCAUCUUCAACUUUUUUUUCAGCAAAUCAGUCACCAUUCUUUUCUCCAAGAUCACCAGCACUUCAUUUACUAGAGUCAACCAGACCUGAUGCUUCAAGUAAUAGAAUCCAAUCAAAUUUGGCUCUCCCAAGCACCAGUUCAGGGAUUCCAGUACCGCAGUCUCUAGUAAACAUUAGAAGUAGCUUCGCAAAUGCAUCUGCAUCUUCCUCAAUUGACAUCUCUAGCAGCAGCAUAUCCGGUCACCGCCACCGACAUUAUGAUGAUUAUUCUGGACAAAAAGAGAAGCAAAUGAAAACAGAAAGAAAUCAAAGAACAUCAUCAACCACAGGUUCCACAUCACUUUCUUCUUAUAGACUGAGGAAUUGUGAUGUUUUCAUAGGAUUCCAUGGUGGGAAGACUCCUUUACUUCGAUUUGUUAACUGGCUCCGCGCUGAGUUAGAAAUUCAAGGAAUCAGUUGCUUUGUAUCGGACAGGGCUCGAUGUAGGAAGUCUCGCAAACUUGGCAUGGUGGAGAGAGCCAUGGAUGCUGCUUCUUUUGGGAUAGUAAUCAUUACAAGGAAGUCUUUCAAGAACCCGUACACCAUUGAGGAGCUGCAGUUUUUUUCUAGCAAGAAGAAUUUGGUCCCUAUAUACUUUGAUUUGAGUCCAGCUGAUUGUCUUGUGAGGGAUAUAAUUGAAAAGAGGGGCGAGGUGUGGGAAAAACAUGGAGGGGAACUUUGGCUCUCAUAUGAAGGGAUAGAACAGGAGUGGAAAGAUGCAGUGCAUGGACUCUCUCGGAUUGAUGAAUGGAAGUUGGAAGCAAAGGAUGGAAACUGGAGAGAUUGCAUACUGAGGGCUGUCACAUUAUUAGCAACGAGGUCAGGUAAAAGAAGCGUUGCGGAGCGUUUAACAAAAUGGAGAGAGAAGGUAGAAAAAGAGGAGUUUCCUUUCACCAGAAAUGAGAAUUUUAUUGGCAGAAAGAAAGAGCUUUCGCAGUUGGAAUUUAUGUUGUUUGGUGAUGUCACAAGAGAUGCAGAGCAAGACUAUAUUGAACUUAAGGCCAGGCCCAAACAAAAGGAUUUAAUAAUUGGUUCGGGCAAGGGUAUUCUGAUAGAUGAAAGAUGGAGAGGAAGACAUAUGGGAAAUGGCAGCAAGAAGGAAAAAGAAUCAGUUGUGUGGAAGGAGUUGGAGAAAGAGAUUGAAAUGCAAGGCAUUGAGUUUUCUCAUAGGCACUACCACAAAAGGCUAAAACGUGGAAAGUAUACCAAGAAGAAAAGAGGAAUGAAGAUUUUGUAUGGGAAAGGGAUUGCUUGUGUUUCAGGGGAUUCAGGAAUUGGAAAAACUGAACUUAUUCUUGAAUUUGCUUAUAGAUUUCAUCAGAGAUAUAAGAUGGUUUUGUGGAUAGGAGGGGAGAGAAGAUACAUAAGGCAAAACUAUCUUAAUAUCAGGUCCUUUUUAGAAGUUGACGUGGGAGUUGAGAAUACUUUGGAGAAAACUAAGAUACGAAGCUUUGAAGAGCAGGAAGCUGCGGCUAUUUCCAGAGUUCGAAAAGAACUAAUGAGGAACGUUCCAUAUCUUGUGGUCAUUGAUAACUUGGAAAGUGAAAAUGAUUGGUGGGAUCGCAAAUUUGUGAUGGAUCUUCUCCCUCGGUUUGGUGGAGAGACCCAUGUAAUUAUAUCAACACGCCUUCCUUCCGUCAUGAAUUUGGAACCUUUGAAACUUUCAUACUUAUCUGGAGUGGAAGCAAUGUCUUUGAUGGUAGGAAGUGGCAAGGACUAUCCUGUUGCAGAGAUUGAUGCUUUGAGAACUAUUGAGGAGAAAGUUGGAAGAUUAACUUUGGGCCUUGCAAUUGUCAAUUCAAUUUUGUCUGAAUUACCCAUAACCCCAACCAGGCUCCUAGAUACCAUAAAUAGAAUGCCUUUGAAGGACAUAUCAUGGAGUGGUAAAGAAGCUCACAUGUUAAGGAAGAACACUUUCCUUCUGCAACUUUUUGAUGUUUGUUUCUCCAUAUUUGAUCAUGCAGAUGGCCCGAGGAGCUUGGCCACCAGAAUGGUGCUGGCAAGUGGAUGGUUUGCACCUGGUGCAAUUCCUGUUUCCUUGUUAUCACUUGCUGCUCAUAAGAUACCAGAAAAAUGUCACAAAACCUAUUUCUGGAGAAGAACAGUGCAAUUAUUAGCAUGCGGGUUCACGUCUUCAUACAUCCAAAAAUCAGAAUUGGAAGCGUCUUCUUUGCUGCUAAGGUUUAAUAUGGCAAGAAGCAGCAUGAAGGAAGGCUAUAUCCAUUUCAAUGAGCUCAUCAAACUAUAUGCUCAGAAAAGAGAAGGUUCUGUAGCUGCACAAGCAAUGACUCAAGCUAUAAUCAGUCACGGGUCAAUAUCUGAAAAUAUGGAGCAUUUCUGGGCUGCAUGUUUUCUGUUAUGUGGAUUUGGCCAUGACCCUGUUGUUGUUGAGCUCAAGGUGUCUGAGCUUUUAUACCUUGUCAAGAAAGUUGUUCUGCCCCUUGCAAUUCACACAUUCAUUACUUUUUCUCGAUGCACGGCUGCGCUUGAGCUUCUACGCUUGUGCACCAAUGCCUUGGAAGCUGCGGAUCAAGCAUUCGUUACCCCGGUUGAUAAGUGGUUCGACAAAACACUUUGCUGGAGGUCCAUCAAGACUAAUGCCGAGUUGAAUCCUUGCCUUUGGCAAGAGUUAGCUCUGUGUAGAGCCACUGUUCUUGAGACUAGGGCCAAGCUAAUGCUAAGAGGUGCUCAAUUUGACAUAGGGGAUGAUCUGAUCAGGAAGGCUCUUUUCAUCAGGACUUCAAUUUGUGGUGAAGAUCAUCCAGAUACCAUAUCUGCUCGCGAAACAUUAAGCAAAAUCACCAGGCUUAAUGGAAAUGUCCAAAGUCAUACUUAGAUUUUGAAUCUUGUUAGGAAAGUAGAAUUAUACAAAUAGAUUUCUAAUAAAACUUUUGCAGUCUGUUUCACAGGUCUUUUUACAGUAUUUUUUAAAGUCUAAUACAAGAUGGCUUCUAUUCUUAUAAAUUUCCGUCUCGGGUAAUCUAUUACAUUUAUGCCACCAUGGUAUUGGGAUUUUAGUCAUUUUAUAUUAGCAUGAGCGCACAAAUGUUCUAGUUCUUUACCCUGUAGACAAAUAAUGAUGGUGGAUUAUGGCGGGAUAUCGGACAUGGCGGAG
Lotus japonicus is the source of this 3567-nucleotide messenger RNA. RefSeq lists its product as uncharacterized. The transcript has 3 exons. The coding region runs from base 346 to 3288 and encodes 980 amino acids. Gene Ontology annotation, biological process: recombinational repair; signal transduction. Lineage: Eukaryota; Viridiplantae; Streptophyta; Magnoliopsida; Fabales; Fabaceae. The record is from RefSeq and is a predicted model, not a curated record.